UCUACUGAGAUUAUUAGCCGCCUUUGCGGCUUUUCGCCCCGCCUCUCUCCCCUUACUGCUACUACAACAACUACAACUACUCUACUCUACGCAAUCUCAGCAUCAUCUACUACACCUACCCUAUUCUACACUACUACCGCCACCAAAAGACUCGAAAAAAAAGAGAAGACAUGGGCAAACGUCACAACAGAAAGCGAACCAGAAGCCGUCCCAGGAACCGCAAUAACAACAACAACAACAACAACCACAAUAAUCCUAAUGCCAACAACAACCUGAACAUUAACACGACACCAAUCCACAUCCGCAGCGAGUCUGUCAGCACCGCCUCUUCGACUCUCUCGCCAACAAGCUCUUGCUUCCAGCCCUCUGGCUGCCCGCUCGCCAACGUGCCAGCAAACCACUGGCAGCAGACAUACACAGCAUGGCAGAUGCGCCUGCGAAUUCAGCGGGAGCAGGAGCAAGAGCUAGAGCUAGAGACGCAGCGACUCCGCAUCUUUGGUGGCUUACCGGAGGAUGAGCGGUGUCUGAUGGAACCCAUGCUCAAAGUUGUCACGGAUCUCUUCGACGGCUUCUACGACUACGAGGACCCUUGAACAAAAGCAGAAGGACAACGACCAUAGAAGCCCCCGGGGAGCCAUGAACCUGCAUUCCACGACCUUUUUUACUCCACUCUCGUGCAUCGCAUGGCAUGGCCACUUCCCCGACCCCACUUUUUUGGUGGGCUGGUCGCAGGGGGUGGGGGUGGUAGAGGCGGUGAGAGUACCACCUCGUUGUUACCACGCCUGUACACAUACAUACACGUCGUCUCUUUUGUGUAUGUGUCUAGACCCUCGUGGCACGACCCGCAUCCCCCCUCCCCCCCUUUAAUGCGUGUCCCCAAUAAAUCACCCCUCUUCGUCGACAACACGACUCCACUGCUUUUUACUAUCCGCUUUAGGGAUUAAGCGUUAAGGAUUCUUUGUCCCCUGAGGCGACCGACUCUUUUUUUCUUCUGCUUCGCUUCGCUGUUUUGGCCCAAGCACUACUACACACUCUUAAUUUGAACGACAUCCAAGUUUUCAACAACUCAGAACUUUUUUUU
Molecule: messenger RNA, 1081 nt
Organism: Bipolaris maydis ATCC 48331
Lineage: Eukaryota; Fungi; Ascomycota; Dothideomycetes; Pleosporales; Pleosporaceae
Source: RefSeq, a predicted model, not a curated record